GAGGAGGUAGCCAGACCCCCGCCCAGCACGUGGCACAACCCCAGGAAAAGUCAAAGCCUGGCUGCAGGCCGGGGGCCGGCUGGGUGGUCCCCCAAGGGCUGCGUGGCUGAGCCACCCACUCCAGACCCCUCCCGCCAGCACAUUCCUGACUCCCGGGCCCCUCCCCCGGCUCCAGGGCCUCCCAGCCCCCUCCCCCGCUGGCCCAGCGGAGUCUGAAUCUGCUUCUGAUUCCGGCUCUGCCGACAAGGCCCCCUCCCCUCCCUCCCUCCCUCCCUCCCUCCCUCCUUCCCAGACCGAGCAGCCCCGCCCCCGGCUGGGCCCAGGCUUGCGCCUGCUGCGCCCCCCACCCCCUACUGGCACAGCUCGCCCGCCCUCGCUGCAGCCGGGAGAAGGCGGCGGCCGGGUCGCCCCAGGCCCCGCCCGCCCUCGGCCCGUCCCGGGAGGCCGGGAGACCUGCUCGACCCGGCCCCUCGGUGGGUGAGUGCGAGCGGCGGGCGGCGGGUGGGGCCUCUGCGGGCGGGGGCGACGCCUGUCAAGGCUCCAGGCCCAGCGGGAGGGCGCGCCGACGUCCCCGCUGCUCCGCUCGGCCCGGGGCGUCCCCGCGGCUGCGCCCACCUCUGGACCCCGGCUGGGGCCACCCGGGGGCUCGGGUCGCUUGGCACUGCAGCGCCUCGGACCGGACUUUCUCUCCCGAGGGGAGCGGGGCGGGGCCCCGACCGGCCGGCUGAUCCACGGCGGCUCCGGCCAUGCCCGGCUGGCCCUGGGGGCUGCUGCUGACCGCGGGCACGCUCUCGGCCGCGCUGAGCCCAGGGCCGCCGGCGCCCGCGGACCCCUGCCAUGACGAGGGGGGCGCGCCCCGCGGCUGCGUGCCCGGCCUGGUGAACGCGGCCUUGGGCCGCGAGGUGCUGGCGUCCAGCACGUGCGGGCGGCCGGCCACGCGGGCCUGCGACGCUUCGGACCCGCGCCGAGCACACCCGGCCGCCCUCCUGACCUCCGCGGGGGGCACCGCGAGCCCUGUGUGCUGGCGGUCGGACUCGCUGACGCAGGUGCCCCUCAACGUGACCCUCACAGUGCCCCUCGGCAAGGCUUUCGAGCUGGUGUUCGUGAGCUUGCGCUUCUGCUCGGCACCCCCCACCUCCGUGGCCCUGCUCAAGUCGCAGGACCAUGGCCGAAGCUGGGCCCCACUCGGCUUCUUCUCCUCCCGCUGUGGCCUGGACUACGGCCGUUUGCCUGCCCCCGUGGAUGGCCCAGCCGGCCCGGGGCCUGAAGCCCUGUGCUUCCCUGAGCCCCAGGCCCAGCCUGACGGUGGUGGCCUUCUAGCCUUCAGCGUGCAGGACGGCAGCCCACCAGGCCUGGAUCUGGACAGCAGCCCAGUGCUCCAAGACUGGGUGACCGCCACAGACAUUCAGGUGGUGCUCACAAGGCCUACAGUACUGGGGGACACGAGGGACGCUGCGGCCGUGGUUUCUUACUCUUAUUCAGCCACUGAGCUCCAGGUGGGCGGGCGCUGCAAAUGCAAUGGACAUGCCUCCAAGUGCCUGCUGGACACCCAGGGCCACUUGAUCUGCGACUGCCGGCAUGGCACCGAGGGCCCCGACUGCGGCCGAUGCAAGCCUUUCUACUGCGACAGGCCAUGGCAGCGGGCCACUGCCCGGGAAGCCCACGCCUGCCUUGCUUGCUCCUGCAAUGGCCAUGCCCGCCGCUGCCGCUUCAACAUGGAGCUGUAUCGACUGUCCGGCCGCCGCAGUGGCGGGGUCUGCCUCAACUGCCGGCACAAUACCGCCGGUCGGCACUGCCACUACUGCCGGGAGGGCUUCUAUCGAGACCCGGGCCGUGCCCUGAGUGACCGCCGUGCUUGCAGGGCCUGUGACUGUCACCCUGUUGGUGCUGCUGGCAAAACCUGCAACCAGACCACAGGCCAGUGUCCCUGCAAGGACGGCGUCACUGGCCUUACCUGCAACCGCUGUGCCCCUGGCUUCCAGCAGAGCCGCUCUCCAGUAGCACCCUGCGUUAAGACCCCUGUCCCUGGACCGACUGAGGAGAGCAACCCCGUGGAGCCCCAAGACUGUGACUUGCACUGCAAACCCGCCCGUGGUAGCUACCGCAUCAGCCUGAAGAAGUUCUGCAGGAAGGACUAUGCGGUGCAGGUGGCUGUGGGCGCGCGCGGCGAGGCGCGCGGCUCCUGGACACGCUUCCCGGUGGCCGUGCUCGCCGUGUUCCGGAGCGGCGAGGAGCGCGCGCGGCGCGGGAGCAGCGCCCUGUGGGUGCCGGCUCGGGACGCAGCCUGCGGCUGCCCGCGCCUACUGCCGGGCCGCCACUACCUGCUGCUGGGGGGCGGGCCGGGGGCCGCAGUCGGGGCCGGGGGCCGGGGGCCCGGUCUCAGUGCCGCCCGCGGAAGCCUCGUGCUGCCCUGGCGGGAUGCGUGGACGCGGCGCCUCCGGAGGCUUCAGCGGCGCGAACGGCGGGGGCGCUGCGGGACGGCCUGACCCCACUGGCCGGGUGGGGGCCGGCGGGGCGGUUCCCACACAUCAAGGCGCACGUUCUUGCAGUGUAUCCGCCUACCGAGGAGUCAUUGCUUGUGUCGCGC
Messenger RNA from Sus scrofa (pig), 2587 nucleotides. It is a transcript of the gene NTN3, whose product is annotated as netrin 3. Lineage: Eukaryota; Metazoa; Chordata; Mammalia; Artiodactyla; Suidae. Gene Ontology annotation, molecular function: protein binding. Gene Ontology annotation, biological process: tissue development; dendrite development; motor neuron axon guidance. Gene Ontology annotation, cellular component: basement membrane. The record is from RefSeq and is a predicted model, not a curated record.